CUUCAGGGUGUUAUUGAAUUGUGAUUUGGUUUCUAUGAUAUUUGAAUGAUUAUAAACUAGCCCUUUUGUGGAAGAAAAAGAAAGAAAAGCUUAAUGUUACAUGCAUUUGUUUGUGUUGAGUAUCUCACAUUGUCUUUGAGCCCAGCAUAGGAUAUACGUCUUCAGGAUUGAAUUCGGUUAAGUUAGACAACUAAUAUGAUAUUGAACCAAAGGUGGUCAAAGGGGGCUGAUGUUUUGACCAUAUUUUCCCACCUUUUAUUAUCUAGUCUGGUUUGGGCUGAGGGGGUGUAUUGUGUACCUCAUAUCUCUUGUUUACAUGUUUUGAGUCUCUAUAUGCAUGUGCGAGUUACCCCAAAGGAUCUUUUUGAGGAGUUAGUAGCCAAAGAUCCGUCUGGCAAAGACAUCAAUGCUCUCGAGCAGCACAUCAAGAAUCUCUUAAGUCCUGCCACCCCACAGUUCUUCAACACUCUCUAUGAUCCAUACAGAGAAGGUGCUGACUUUGUCCGUGGCUAUCCCUUUAGCCUUCGUGAGGGAGUUCCAACCGCUGUUUCUCAUGGGCUCUGGCUCAACAUCCCUGACUAUGAUGCCCCAACUCAGCUUGUUAAGCCGCGUGAGAGGAAUACCAGAUAUGUUGAUGCAGUUUUGACCAUUCCCAAGGGCACCUUGUUCCCCAUGUGUGGCAUGAAUUUGGCUUUUGACCGUGAGCUGAUUGGACCCGCCAUGUACUUUGGGCUCAUGGGUGACGGGCAGCCAAUUGGACGCUACGACGACAUGUGGGCCGGUUGGUGUACCAAGGUUAUUUGUGACCAUUUGGGGCUUGGAAUCAAGACAGGUCUGCCAUACAUAUGGCACAGCAAAGCAAGCAACCCUUUUGUGAAUCUCAAAAAGGAGUACAAAGGCAUCUUCUGGCAAGAGGAGAUCAUCCCUUUCUUCCAAUCCAUUGCCCUUCCCAAGGACUGCACCACUGUCCAGAAUUGCUACAUUGAGCUCUCCAAACAAGUCAAUGAAAAGCUUGGCAAGGUUGAUCCUUACUUCAACAAGUUGGCUGAUGCCAUGGUCACUUGGAUUGAAGCUUGGGAUGAGCUCAACCCUACCGGCGUGGACUUUGCUAAGCUAUCCAUUUCCAAGGGUGCUUCAAAGUAGGUUUCCACUAAAGCAUAUAAAAAGUCCUAUUUUUUCCCUUUGGUCUCUAGUCGCGGUUUAGUCGUCCUGGGCAGCACGCUUUAGUACGAUUCGAGUUACUUAUUGGAUUUUUAUUUUUUGUUUUUGAGAAGUAUUUUUGAUGAACCAUUUCAUGAGAUAUGUUAUACUUUAUGUUUCCUUUCUGCUCAAAUUGCAUGCCAUUGUUACCAUGCAUGGCGAACUUCACUAACAUAAGCCAUUUGAAAGUUUGGUUCUAGGAUUGCUUUGAC
Molecule: messenger RNA, 1412 nt
Organism: Cuscuta campestris
Lineage: Eukaryota; Viridiplantae; Streptophyta; Magnoliopsida; Solanales; Convolvulaceae
Source: the annotation of a GenBank genome assembly